AUGUUCCCUGUGAAAUAUCUCGUGCUGCUUGUCAGCAGUAUCACUGCAAGUCUGUGUGAGGAAUGUGGGACGCCAGUCCAGGAGAGGGGUUUUGUGGCUUCCCUCCUCCAAGUGAUGCUGACGUCCUCAGACCAUGGAUCUCCCGAUCCAAGCAUCCUUCUUGCUCUCCAUCUCGCCAGACAACAUGACCUGGAACAGGAGGACCAUCUCCUGAGGGAACUGAAGAGAAAUAUCAUCAGCAACGGCUCAGAAUUUAAUCCUGGGACCCUUGCAUUGUAUACAAUGGCUUUGCUGGCUUCGUGUGUUGACCCUAUGAAUGUCACGGUGGAAAGCCAGAGGAUGAGCCUGGUGGCUUUGCUGAUGCAUAAACUUCAGAUGGACAUCGAUACCAUUGGUGAGAUUUCAAAAAUGGUUUGGAUCGAAGUUGACAGACGCAGUCUCACAGAUUACGACCAGAUCAGCUUGGCAGUCCUAGCUCUUUGCAAAACCUCAUCGUGUUUGCCUUGCCAAACCAUUGAGAUGGUUUUCUGCUCGGCUGCUCAGCAUUCCAUCCAGGAGGAAUUCACCUACUCUACUGAUACCCUGUCCACUGCUGCCCUGGCCUUGAGGUGUAUGAGCUUUGAAAACUGUGACUGUCGAACGGAGAAAAUGAUGUCAGCCUUGCGGAGCGUGGUGACACGGAUCCUGUCUAACGUUCACAGUGAUGGAACAAUUGGAGACCUCAGCACUACUGGCCUCGCUAUCCAGGCCCUGAAUGCGAAUGGGGACCUGGUUCCUGCCGGAUCCUGGGACUGUCAGCUAUCCAUCAGGAAGCUCCUGGAGGGAAUCUCCAGUGGGGCAUUCGACAAUCCCCAAGCAGUGUCCCUUGUGGUUCCUGCCUUGGAAAACCGAACUUUCCUGGACAUUGACACACUGAACUGUUCCACGGAUGUUGAUGGCCUGCCCUUUGUAGCUCGAGGGGGACCCAUUGCAAUUGACCCUGCAGAUCCCACAGAGAUGUUCGCCCUCCCCUCCCAAACCUUGGCGUCCCACCCAUCGCCAAACAGCUCCAUGAGCCUGUCCCCCGACCAACUCAUCACAGUCAACUACACCGUGACGGAGGCCGUAUUCAACAAAUUUACCCAUUCGCUGGUGCUGACGGUGCCUCUGGGGUCAUCGGUGUUGGACGUAAUGAAGGAGGCAAAUUUUCUGUCACCUGCCAUCUUCAGUUUUCAAUCUGUUGAGACCCCUCAAGGCUCCGUUGUCACAAUGAUAAGCGGUGUUACCGCUGACCUUUUCCAGACUGAGUGGUUCUUUGUUACUGGACAGCACGUGCCCAUUAACCGUGAGUACACAUUUCUGGUUGAAUUCCCUUUUGCUGGGGACAAUGAGUUUGCUUGUGAAAUCCUCUGCAGGAACUCUCCGUGCGUGGUGACGAUGACUUCAGCCACACUCGAUUCAAAAACCUUUGCAUGUUGCCAUAGCAGCCUCUCUCUCAAUGUCGGCAAAACUAAAGAUCUGAUCGUUGAAUUCACAAAGAAGAGAGGAGAACACGUCCCCAUCUACAUCAUCGGAAAUCAGGUUGAGAGGAUGAAGAACAUCAAGCUUUUCGGGGUGCUGAUAACCAACAACCUGUCCUGA
Messenger RNA from Stegostoma tigrinum, 1620 nucleotides. Its product is annotated as cobalamin binding intrinsic factor-like. Gene Ontology annotation, molecular function: cobalamin binding. Lineage: Eukaryota; Metazoa; Chordata; Chondrichthyes; Orectolobiformes; Stegostomatidae. Gene Ontology annotation, biological process: cobalamin transport. The transcript is spliced from 10 exons. The record is from RefSeq and is a predicted model, not a curated record. Bases 1 to 1620 code for a protein of 539 amino acids.